AAUUUUGAUUUGUUGCAAAUAAUCAUGAAGAAAUUAAAUACUGUCGUUUCAUAUAACAGUGGCACGUCUUCGGAGACUAGUGAAACCCAGAGUGUUGAGGAAAAUCAACAAAGCGAUAGUGUUACACCAAGUGGCACGAAUACGCCACCGAUACAAAAUUCUGGCAGUAGAAUUCCCAAGAGUUGGAAACGUAUGAAGGAUUCAAGCCAAGAUAAAGAUGCCGAAUCAAAACGGCCACCAUGGCGGGCUGUUAGCAUUUCAACUUUGCCCAAACCGGAUAAAAAUGCCCUUUUAAGGGCAAAGCUAUUGGAUGCUUCUAGACGAUUAAGGGCAACUAAAACUGCAGUAGGUGUACAAACCGAUAUAGUACCCACAAAAUUAAUGAAAGAAGUUAGCCUAGGAGCUCAAACGGAUUUAAUAUUAUUAAAAGAAGUUGGUAUGCUAACAGAUGGAUCAUAUGCUAAACGAAGAGAUGGGACAGAGGAAUAUAUUUUAACUUAUUCGGUACCACUUAUGACCGAUACCAUUGAAACGGCUAAUGUAGCAACCCAAACUUUAAUACCCCGACUACCAGGUGAUGCUUUUCUUGAAGCAUGCACCAAACCAACUGAACCAUAUGAUCCGAAAUUAUUACAGCAAUGUUCCGAUUCUGAAAGAAGAUUACUAAAGCAAUUGGCAAAAAUACGAAAAUCAGUAAUACCGUUAACAGCAAAAUUCAACGAAUGUCUCGGCGAUGAAGAACCAAAGGAAAAUGAUUCGCCCACAGAUACGGAUACCGAUAACACCACAGAUACCAUUAAGUCUAUGGGCUCAAAGCAUUCACUCGAUUCUAACGAUUUAUAUCCCUACACUACUUACCGAUCUAGUUUGCUUAAACCUACACAUCAGUCGUGGUAUUUUGAAUAUGAUAAUGAGUUAUCAUGCGAAAAUAAAUUUCAUCCCUAUACCAUAACGCCCAACAAACCUUGGAAUAGUUUUAUGCCAUUAACAUUAACAAGACCGUAUGCCGAUUUAGAUUUAAAUCUAUUGUUAAUGGCAAUAGAUGAAUUAAUACAAGAAUCUAAUCGCCUAGCUGAUCGAAUUGAAGUGAUGUCAAAAAAACGUGAUCGUGUCAUCUCGGCACCACAAAUGUUCGGUUUUAAGGAAAAAGUUAAAGAAUUUGUACCAAUUGUUUAUGAACCACCCUCGGAAUAUUGGCUACCCAUAAUCGAGGAACAGGAGAAAGUAUUGGCUGAAUUGAAAAGUUUCAAAGGGGCUGACAUUAAGAAAUACGAAGAAUAUAUUGAAAAGUUAGAUUAAACUAAUUACACUGGUGGGCCGCGUUUUUGCCACACAAACUACCUAUCAGAGUUGUGUUUUAACUAUAUAUUCUGAUACACUUAUGUAUUUUGUUUGAAUUACCCUCACAAUAUUUGUAAAAAGGUCAAAGUUAA
Lucilia sericata (common green bottle fly) is the source of this 1433-nucleotide messenger RNA. RefSeq lists its product as uncharacterized. The transcript is spliced from 4 exons. NCBI's taxonomy places the organism in Eukaryota, Metazoa, Arthropoda, Insecta, Diptera, Calliphoridae. The record is from RefSeq and is a predicted model, not a curated record. The coding region runs from base 25 to 1299 and encodes 424 amino acids.